Molecule: messenger RNA, 1863 nt
Organism: Python bivittatus (Burmese python)
Lineage: Eukaryota; Metazoa; Chordata; Lepidosauria; Squamata; Pythonidae
Source: RefSeq, a predicted model, not a curated record
AAGAGCACAAUACCGCACUGCUGCAAAGGGAGAAAAAAAUACAUUUAAGAAAAAGGCAAAUAUUACUUCUACUGAUAUUUCCUUCAUCCCCAAGAGAAUUUGAUCAGAUCAGAAGAAGCUGGGAAAAGGAAACUGCUGUUGUGGAAAAGACUGAUGGAGAGAAGGCACAGAAGAAGUGCCAGGGCACUCUCAAGGCAAGUACAGUUUCUCCUGAUUUUGUCAUUCAUCCACCACAAUAUUGCACAGCAGAUUCAUUAUUUCAUACCUGAGGAGAUGACAAAGGGUUCAAUAGUGGGAAAUCUUGCCAAGGAGUUGGGAUUGAGUGAAAGAGAAUUGAAAUAUCGUAAACUUCAUUCUGUAUCUUUGGAUAAAAUGCAGUAUUUGAUUAUCAGUGCAGACAAUGGAAACCUCUAUGUAAAUGACAGGAUAGAUCGAGAAGAAAUCUGUCGGAAAAGCCUUCUUUGCCUUGUUAACUUAGAAGCUGUGAUGGAAAACCCUCGAAAUGUUUUCCAUAUAUCAGUGACAAUCCAGGAUAUUAAUGAUAAUGCACCCAAAUUCCUCAAUGACAAUAUCAAUUUGGACACAAGUGAACUAACUUUGCCAGGCACAAGAUUUCUCAUUGGAAAAGCUGAAGAUCCAGAUGUUGGCCUUAAUUCUCUCCAGAAUUACAUACUGAGUCCCAAUCAAUACUUUUCACUGGAGGUUAGAGAGAGAAAAGAUGGAAUUAAAUAUGCAGAACUGGUGCUGCAGAAACCCCUUGAUCGGGAAAGCGAACAGAGCCUUCGUUUGAUCCUUACAGCCCUGGAUGGGGGUGAACCAAGAAAAACUGGGACUGCCCAUAUAUGGGUUAAUGUCACUGAUGCCAAUGACAACCCACCCAUUUUUACUCAAGAUACAUAUACAGUUAAUUUGAAAGAAAAUAUUCCAGUUGGAUCUGUUGUGCUUCAGGUGGAAGCCUCCGAUAAAGAUGAAGGGACAAAUGCCCAAAUCACAUAUCAUUUCACCAAUUUACCACCCACUGCUAAACAAAAAUUCAGAUUGGAUUCAAUCAAAGGGACAAUUUAUCUCACAGAGUUGCUGGACUUUGAAGAAACUGAAGAGUAUACAGUAUCAGUUGCAGCAAAAGAUGGUGGUGGACUGGUGACACACUGCAAUAUUGAAAUAAAAAUUUCAGAUGAAAAUGACAAUAUACCAGAAAUACAGUUAGCCUCUGUGUUUAACCCAAUUCCUGAAGAUUCUGAAUCUGGAAACUUAAUUGCUCUUAUAAAUGUUAAAGACAGAGACAUUGGUGAUAAUGGAGAGGUUACUUGCUAUUUGCAAAGUGAUUUGCCAUUUAAGAUACUUCCAUCAUCUAAAAAUUACUACAAGCUCAUGACAGACAGACCUCUGGACAGAGAAAAAGCAUCUCAGUAUAAUAUUACAAUCAUAGCAACUGACAAGGGAACUCCUCCACUGAGUACAAACAAAACCAUCUUGCUGCAGAUCUCUGAUAUCAAUGACAAUGCCCCUGCUUUUGAGAAAGCUUCCUACAGCAUCUAUGUGCCAGAAAACAAUCCUUCUGGUGCCUCCAUCUUCCAGAUUCAGGCCUUUGAUCCAGAUGUGGACCAGAACUCACGGAUCACAUACUCCAUCCUCACCAGCAACAUUGAAGAACUUCCCAUCUCUUCCUGUAUCUCCAUUCAUUCUGAGACUGGCACCAUCUACGCCCAGAGAUCCUUUGACUACGAGCAGUUCAGAGAAUUCCAGCUGCAGGUGAAGGCUCAAGAUGGCGGUAGUCCCCCUCUCAGCAGCAACGUCACGGUCAGCGUGUUUAUCCUGGAUCGGAAUGAUAACAGCCCUCAAAUCCUGUCCCCUUCACCAGAA